Messenger RNA from Parnassius apollo (apollo), 1899 nucleotides. The record is from the annotation of a GenBank genome assembly. Lineage: Eukaryota; Metazoa; Arthropoda; Insecta; Lepidoptera; Papilionidae.
AUGAUGUCAAGAGGAAAAAAACUAGUAUCUUUAGUGGCCGUAAAUUGUGAAAAGGUUUCUGAAAAUGAACAAAGUUCACAUGCAGGCCUGGUAGAUAUUCAAGAAAUUCAAUCUACAUCUUAUAACAACGCGGAUGCUAUAGACCUUCAUCAUUCACAAAUUCAUGAUGGUCCGGGUAACGAAACGUUCUUCAAUACUCUCAUUAAAUCUACGGCAUGCUGUUCUAAAUACCAAAAAGGCGAAGAUUCUGAUGAUAAUGUUGAAACAGAAUUGGAAAGUUUAUUUGGAGAUGUUUCCGAUGCUGACGACCCAACUUAUCGCCUGCCAAUUUUCUCUCACCAACUGGAAAACGAAAAUUCCAACAAUCUUGUAACAUUAGAAGAUUUACUAGGAAACAAAGAAAAUUUUAAUGCUGAAAAGUUUGAUGUCGAGCACAUACAGAACAAUAUUGAAGUUUUUGACCAAGGUUAUGAACAACAUCGCGAAAUUACAGCUAUAAUUGAAGAUAUUUUGGAUGAGGUUUUUAAAAAAGCUUGGUUACUUAUUGAACCGUUAAAAAGAUGGCGAAAAUCAGACCCAAGCAGUUGGGCUCGUAAUGUAGUUAAGAAAAGACGAGCAGAUGGUUUGCCUUAUAAAUCCAAAGCUAACAUCAGACCAGCUAAGGUACCAAAAGAGAUAGAUUGCUCCAAGUGUCCAUUUAAGUGUACUGAUGUCUUUGAUACUACUGAUAGAGAUAAGUUUUGUAGAUUCUUUUGGAACUUAGAUUUUCUGGGCAGAAAGAAUUUUAUUUUAGCCAAUGUUACCAUUCAAAUGCCAAAAAGAGUUCUCUCUGUGCGUAAUCGACGUCGUCCAGAAAAAAAAUAUACAAAGAAGUGUUUCUUUACUAAACAAAAUUUAAAAAAACAGGUAUGUCAGAAAUUUUUUUGUAAUACUUUAAUUAUUUCUCCUGCAGUAAUAACUGAUGCAAUCAAUAAACGGAAUGACAUGAACUGUUUUGAUGUAAAUGACCAAAGAGGUGCACACGAACCAGUUAAUAAAACGAAACCUGACAUUAUCCAAGGAAUAAAAAAACACAUCGAAUCAUUUCCUUGUAUGGAAGCCCAUUAUAGUAGAAAAGACACCAAACGUAGGUAUUUAGAUAAAAAUCUUAAUAUUCGAAGGAUGUAUUUAUUGUACAAAGAUGAGUGUUUAAAAAAUGGUUCUGAGCCAGUUUCUGAAAUAACAUACCGUAGAAUAUUUUCAAAAGAGUAUAAUCCGAGUUUUUUCGUGCCCAGGAAAGAUCAAUGCUUAAUAUGCACUAAUCAUGCUAAAGCAGAUACAGAGAAAAAAAGAGAACUUGAAGAUGACUACCUAGCUCACCAAGAAAGAAAGAAAAUUUGCAAUCGAGAAAAAGAGAAGGAUAAAGUUAGAUCAAACACAGAUGAGCAUUUUAGCUCUGUAACAUUUGAUUUGCAAGCAGUACUUCAAAUACCUGCCAGCGACGUAGGUCUGCUCUAUUAUUCAAGAAAGUUGUGUGUAUACAACCUCACAAUCUACGAAGCAGCUCUACCCAAUAAUGCCUUUUGUUUUACAUGGUCAGAGGUAAAUGGAAGGAAAGGCAGUUCUGAAAUUGGAACCAUAUUAUUACACUACCUUUUAAAUUGUGUCUGUGAUAAUGUUACAGAAAUUAGCUUAUUUUCAGACACUUGUGGUGGCCAAAACCGAAACCAAUUUGUGGCUGCUUUGCUUCUUUGGGCAGUCCAAAAAAUUGACCACCUUAAAGUCAUAGAACAAAAGUUUUUAGAAUCUGGGCACACGCAAAUGGAAGCAGAUUCUAUGCACAGUAGUAUAGAAUUUGCAAAAAAAAAUUACCUCUGUUUUUUCCAUGAUGGAAUGGAUUUCUAUUUUCAAACGUGCUAG